GAAAGUACAACUCUGCUGAGAUGAAAUCUGUAUUUUGGAUGGUGGUGGUUGCCCUAAUAAUUCACGAAGCUGGAGCUGAUGAUGAAUGCAGCACAGUGACAGCACUGGUAUCAGCAUGUGCCAGCUUCGUGAACUAUGGCACACCAGAUCCGAUUCCAGGUGCACCAUGUUGCGUUGCUAUGACAACCCUAAGCACUGUAGCUAGCUCCACUGGCGUUCAGACUCGCCAGUCUGUCUGUAGAUGCAUGAUGGAGCUUAUUACUACUUACAACCCAAAUGCUACUGCCAUUGCCACUCUGCCUGGUUUCUGUGGUGUUUCUCUUGGUUUCACCAUUGACCCUAACACUGAUUGUGAAUAUGUCUCGUGACAAAUUGGUGUCGGGAAAGUGAAUGCUGAAGAAGAAACACUUAUCGUCACUCUAAUCAAGAAGAGCAACCUUACAAGAACAGUUUGUAUUUUGCUAUUUACAUAUGGGUUGUCCAAAGGGAAACUAAACAAAGACUUGGUCUUUACUUCCUUUGAUGACUAUAGUAUGACGUGAAUAAUACUUAA
Molecule: messenger RNA, 553 nt
Organism: Solanum stenotomum
Lineage: Eukaryota; Viridiplantae; Streptophyta; Magnoliopsida; Solanales; Solanaceae
Product: putative non-specific lipid-transfer protein 14
Exons: 2
Coding region: 21-368 (115 amino acids)
Biological process (GO): lipid transport
Cellular component (GO): membrane
Molecular function (GO): lipid binding
Source: RefSeq, a predicted model, not a curated record